Scatophagus argus is the source of this 2394-nucleotide messenger RNA. RefSeq lists its product as uncharacterized. The transcript is spliced from 6 exons. NCBI's taxonomy places the organism in Eukaryota, Metazoa, Chordata, Actinopteri, Scatophagidae. The coding region runs from base 1 to 720 and encodes 239 amino acids. The record is from RefSeq and is a predicted model, not a curated record.
AUGCCGUUAACGCUCUUGCGGAAGGAUACAUCCUCUGACAGCCUUCGACCCGGCAAACCCCAUGCCGGUAUGAACGACAGCGGAGCUAAACUGUUAGCUGACAGCAACCGUCGGAAAAGUUUAAGACCCAAACCGAGAAUGGCACUGAAGUCAUUCCGAUGCUAUGCUAGCACUCUCCUACAUCACGAGAUUGUUAAUUUCCGGAUACUGUGGAUGUUUUGCAUAAGAGGAGGAGCUGGACGACGACGACACGAAAACUUACAAAGAUUGUGUAGAGCAACAGAGAAGAGUAACUGCCACCACAUGUUGGUCUUCUGUUUGUUAUAUAGUGCAUCAGGUUCACUUCAUAUCCAGGAGGAGGCAGUAUUGAUCUUCACUCACUGCGUGUGGCGAGGGCCACCAUAUACAUCUGGACCAAAACCUCACUAUCCUGCUCUUCAAUCGGUGUGUCCAUGUGGCACUAAGCUGGCGGUUAGGCGACAGAGGGGGGUGAGCUCCACUGAAGCAUCCCUGUUUGAUGAUAACUCUGCCCUGUGGGAGGAAACAGCAGGACGGCUCGGCUCUGGCACUGCUCCCCUCUCAACAGAAGUGAGUCCACUGUCUGGGAGGAGAGGACACGUCUGGGACAGACUCCGCAAGGACACACGGCAGGAGCAAAAACCGUGGCAAAAAUUGGGGCGAAGCAACAGAUUUGGGAAACUUGAGGCUUCCAUCGGGUGACAGGUUUAAGUGACAUGCGCAGUCUGGCUCAUGAGAGAGUUGCCAAGGACAGGGGACUAACCUUGGGGUUGCAGUGAGAGCCAGACGGUGCAUCUCAAUAGUUUGAUGGUAAGUCUUCCUCCCUGUACUUUUCCUCUCCAUUCUUCUCCUCUCCCACUUUCCCAACCCUGAGUUUUUUUAUCAAUCGCUCGCAGACACCAACAAUAUAACUUGUACGUCCGAGUGUCUGUUUAAGCUAUGGAGUGGGUGUGAGUAAUCCAGUUUCAAGGUGCUGGAGGUUCAUGGGUAGAUUGGGAUUAAACGGCUAAUUUGGGCUUCAUUUGAAUUUCCUAACUUGCAAUGCUGCACUCGCAUGCACAGUGACAAGUAGUUUUUGCUUUAAGUUGCAUGGGUGGACGUAUUCCAGAAAGAGAGAGCCCCGAAUAGGAUCACAGGCUAACACUGUCAAACCAACAAGAAUACAAGCUGUGUGUGUUUGUGUGUGUGCAUGUGUGUGUGUAGCCCUUAAUAUUUUCUGCUGUUGAAUGGAUGCAGACAACACACAGCUAACAACACAACAGCAGAUCUCCGCACCCAGCUGGCAUCAUACCUUGUAUCUGCGUUUCUGUUCUGGAAUACAGUAAAGUUGUCUCUGGGUCGCUGCUCAGUGAUGAAGCGUGUCUACAUCUUGGUUUGUCUUGAAGUCCUGACCCCAUCACUAGCCCUGCAGUCACAGAGAGCCUCUUAAACAAUGACUCUCUUUAUUGUGACUUGCUAAAUCCCGUCUAACUCGCCAUGAAUCGAUCUCCCCAUUUUCCCUAUCCUUCAUUCUUGCACCCUCCUCCUCGCCUUCAUUUAGAAUCCACCGCUCCUUGUCUCCUUUCAUUUACCACACACAGAAAUCCAAUCACUAUCCAAUCGUCCGUAUCUGUGAAAUAUUUUGUUGGUAUUAGAUGACAGAAAAAGCAGGCCUUGUGGUUAUUAUGGGCCUCCCUCUGUUCAUUGGCAGUCUGCAGGGUUCAAAUGAGUCUUUGCAGGAGAACAUCCCUCACCCUCGUGACCUUAACUCACAUCUUUUCUCAGGUUUUCUGGUGACUUUCAGUCAUAUUUUACUCUGAAAAUGUAAAUGAAUCCAGAUAAAUCAACCAUGUAAGCAUUUAUAUGGUAAUGAGGCUAGUAGCCAGGGCACUGUAUCAGGCAGUAGUCAUCCACCUGCUGCUCUGUAAGCUUUGUCCAAUAAGCAAAGCCAAGACAGGCAGCACUGAGGCUUCUUGUUGUGUGAUGGGUAAAAAGAGGCAAAAAUCAAAGAUCUGACCAAACAGACUUGGCCUAAUGUACCUAGGGAAAAGUCAUUUGUGCUCCCCAGUGUGCCAUUAACACUUGCAGUUGCGUGUUUGCAGUUCUCACUAGGGACAACUAAAGUGACUCUCCAAUAUUGUCCCCCGUUGAGAACAGCUGCCGUGGUUAGCUUCAAUUCAUGUGGGCUACACAGGAUGAAAAAGCAGAGAAAAUAUUAAUGUGUCUGCUGCAAGUGACAAAUUAACUGAAUUAACUGAAUAUACCUGCUUCAAACCACAGCAUUUGGUCAUAUUUUGACAAAAUCUUUGUUUGGAACACAUUAAACAUAAUGGACAAAGGAGAAGGAGGACAAAACAGUGCAGGAGUUAUGUGAGAGCUUCUGAAGUCAUUCUGAUU